Molecule: messenger RNA, 2588 nt
Organism: Trichoplusia ni (cabbage looper)
Lineage: Eukaryota; Metazoa; Arthropoda; Insecta; Lepidoptera; Noctuidae
Gene: hkb
Product: zinc finger protein 37
Exons: 2
Coding region: 655-1575 (306 amino acids)
Biological process (GO): regulation of transcription by RNA polymerase II
Molecular function (GO): RNA polymerase II cis-regulatory region sequence-specific DNA binding; DNA-binding transcription factor activity, RNA polymerase II-specific
Source: RefSeq, a predicted model, not a curated record
AGUACGAUCUGUAAACUAUCUGCGCAUGUACAAAUAAUAGCAGUGAAUCCUCCUUUGUUAGGAGACGAGGAUUAAGUCUGUUGCAUCGACUAAGCUCUCUGACAGUAAAUUACUCACUCGCUCCGGUAGUGCCUGGAUGUAAAGCAAAUUUCUAAGUGCAGUGAUGCGAUUAGAUUGAUAGUACUCUGAGAAAUCGGGACCGCAAGUACUGUGGAGACCAUUAAAACAAGCGGCGUGCAGCUGCGGCGGCGGCCACUCGAGCGGAACGCUCGGCCCCCGAGCCCGCCCCCCGAGCACGCACAAAAAUCAACAUAAAUAACAAUACACACCCCUAUCUCAAACACUAUGACAUGACCGCACCGAAGAAUGACUCAAGAAUCUACUAUAACGCCAAACGAAAACUAGCUUUAUGUCUCAGAGCACAAGUAACAAAAUUGCCAAAAAAAAUCUACCACCUCUCCAGAAAUAAAAGUUAACAUUAAGUGUGCAACAAUUGAAAAAUAUUUCGUCUCUUUCGUCCAUUCAAUAGAUAGAUCCCUCCACUUUCGGACGCUUUUAUUAAAUUUAUUGUCAAAGGAAUGUAUAUAAAAGUUGUUGAAAUGAAAAAGGGGACCAGUUUCAUUUCGAACGUCAGUGAUACCGUAGUGCUCUAAAAUGUUUUCCGAACAACGUUACUCUAGGCUGUUCAGGCCCUGGGAUGUGAGUGAUAGUACCGAAACCAACAACGAUGGACAGACAAACUGUGAUAAUACAGAUGCGGAAAUUAAAACGAAAAAGAGGAAAAUGGACGAAAACAAAAGGGAAAAUCGUUUGCGGAAAAUUCGCGGCACUUUUAAGAAAUCGGACACAAGUCAUCAAGACGCCACUGUGUCGACGACGACGCGAGAGGGUGAUGAAGAUGUAAAGCCAGUUAUUGACGCUAACUCUCCUGUUGAAAAAUUAACAUUAUGCUGCGAUAGGCUUCUACAAGAACCGACGAAACAAGAAGAAAUAGAAAAACCAGCUGCUGCUUCUAAAACGCCAUCGUUCCCUCAACUACCCCAAAUGCCUGCGUACAGUCCAAAUUACAUGCCUGACUACCUCCCGACCGCAGACAUCGCGCACGCUCUCGGGGUCCCUCCCACCGACCCUUUACUCCUAGAAUCUCUGGCACAAGGCUACGCCAUGGAGCUCGAAUACGCCAGAAUCCUUCACCAAGAAAACGAAGCAAAACUCAACGCGAAGAAACAACGACCAAAGAAAUACAAGUGCCCUCACUGUCACUUUGGGUUUUCCAACAACGGGCAGCUAAAAGGUCACAUAAGAAUACAUACUGGGGAAAGGCCUUACAAGUGUGAUGAGAAGAAUUGCGGGAAGACGUUUACAAGGAACGAGGAGUUGACAAGGCAUAAGAGGAUACACUCUGGGGUGCGUCCGUUUCCUUGCUCUACGUGUGGGAAGAAGUUUGGGAGACGAGAUCAUUUGAAGAAGCACACUCGGACGCAUUACGUGCAGGCAGAGAGGAUGAUGCCGGUGUUCGUGCCGCUGUCUGCGAUGCCACAUGUGGCCGGCUUCCCUUACCUGUACGGGUAUUGAGGAGAUUUAGAAUAAUUUUGGGAAUUAUUCAAAUGAUAGUAGAGCUAUCAAAGUAUAUAAUUGUUUAGCUUUGCGGUACACGCGAUUGUAUGAACCAGAAAUGGAAAAUAUCAUGUUACAAUUUUCUGGUUAGUGACCGACGAAUAAGCAGAUCUGAUGAAAUGCUUCUAAAGACCUUGAUCUGUAUUUCAUUGUAACAAUGUUUAGUACAAUAUAAGUAACUAGUUUUAAUUUGUGUGUCUAUCGAGCUUUGAAGAUAAAGUAUACUUGUACAUAUAUAAAAGUUUAUAAAUUAAAAUAUUUUUGUGAUGAAUAUUGCGCCUAGGAAAUUACUAAUUGUAAAUAUAGAACAAUAAAAGGACCUACAUGUUUAAAGACCAAACAAAGUUGUGAAUAUACCAUAGAUAUAAAUUAUAUGACUGCGUUGAAAUUAAUAAAUAUAUUUUGUACUUCUAUUAUGUUGUUUCAUCUUUCAACAGUGCCUAUUUUUUAAUUUUCUUUACAGUUUAUAAGCAUACCUACACACCACGGAAAUGGCACGCCACCGCGCCGCCGCCGUAUAAUUUAAAUAACUAAGAUGGCCCUUAUGUGGACAACGUUACCAACAUUUUUACUUGUCUCAACAAUGUAUUAGCAUUACCUUAACAUGCAAGAAAAACACAAGUAACAUAAAACUAGAGGUUGCCUAAAAUUUGCACAGAUCUAUAUUAUAAGAACUCGCGGCUCCGACCGUGUAGCGUAAAGUUGAUUAUCGCUGUAAAGUGUAAUACCUCUCUUAGUUUUUAUACAAAAUUAGUUAUACAUAUUUGUUAUUCUAUCUAGGCCGUGCCACACAAAAUUAUUUUGUAGUUCUUGCGUAAAAGAGCAACAUUCAUCCAUACAUCGUCAAGAACAUUCCAGUUUAUAAUUGUAGAAUAACAAAAAUAUUCUUUGUAAUUUGUAAACAUCAAAAUACUUGUGCUUAUUUACUGUUUAGUCACUGUAAAAUAAUUAUAAAGUCAAUUUAUCUAAAU